Mus musculus (house mouse) is the source of this 5224-nucleotide messenger RNA. It is a transcript of the gene Hnrnpa3, whose product is annotated as heterogeneous nuclear ribonucleoprotein A3. Gene Ontology annotation, cellular component: ribonucleoprotein complex; ribonucleoprotein granule; glutamatergic synapse. Lineage: Eukaryota; Metazoa; Chordata; Mammalia; Rodentia; Muridae. Bases 60 to 1199 code for a protein of 379 amino acids. The transcript has 11 exons. Gene Ontology annotation, molecular function: RNA transmembrane transporter activity; RNA binding; nucleic acid binding. The record is from RefSeq and is marked validated. Gene Ontology annotation, biological process: mRNA transport.
GCCUCUUCCUCUCGGUCCCAUAUUGAACUCGAGUUGGAAGAGGCGAGUCCGGUCUCAAAAUGGAGGUAAAACCGCCGCCCGGUCGCCCCCAGCCUGACUCCGGCCGUCGCCGCCGCCGCCGGGGGGAGGAGGGCCAUGAUCCAAAGGAACCAGAGCAGCUGAGGAAGCUAUUUAUUGGUGGUCUGAGCUUUGAAACCACAGAUGAUAGCUUAAGAGAACAUUUUGAGAAAUGGGGCACACUUACAGACUGUGUGGUAAUGAGAGAUCCCCAAACAAAACGUUCCAGAGGCUUUGGUUUUGUGACCUACUCUUGUGUUGAAGAGGUGGAUGCUGCAAUGUGUGCUCGGCCACACAAGGUUGAUGGGCGUGUGGUGGAACCGAAGAGAGCUGUUUCUAGAGAGGAUUCUGUAAAGCCUGGUGCCCAUUUAACGGUGAAGAAAAUUUUUGUUGGUGGUAUUAAAGAGGAUACGGAAGAAUAUAACCUGAGAGACUACUUUGAAAAGUAUGGCAAGAUUGAAACCAUAGAGGUUAUGGAAGACAGGCAGAGUGGGAAAAAGAGAGGAUUUGCUUUUGUAACUUUUGAUGAUCAUGACACAGUUGAUAAAAUUGUUGUUCAGAAAUACCACACUAUUAAUGGGCAUAAUUGUGAAGUGAAAAAGGCCCUUUCUAAACAAGAGAUGCAGUCUGCUGGAUCACAGAGAGGUCGUGGAGGUGGAUCUGGCAACUUUAUGGGUCGUGGAGGAAACUUUGGAGGUGGUGGAGGAAACUUUGGUCGUGGAGGAAACUUUGGUGGAAGAGGUGGCUAUGGUGGUGGAGGUGGUGGCAGCAGAGGUAGUUAUGGAGGUGGUGAUGGUGGAUAUAAUGGAUUUGGAGGUGAUGGUGGCAACUAUGGUGGUGGUCCUGGUUACAGCAGUAGAGGAGGUUAUGGAGGUGGUGGACCAGGAUAUGGAAACCAGGGUGGUGGAUAUGGUGGUGGAGGAGGAGGCUAUGAUGGUUACAAUGAAGGAGGAAAUUUUGGUGGAGGUAACUAUGGUGGUGGUGGAAACUAUAAUGACUUUGGAAAUUAUAGUGGACAGCAACAAUCAAAUUAUGGACCCAUGAAGGGGGGCAGUUUUGGUGGAAGAAGCUCAGGCAGUCCCUAUGGUGGUGGCUAUGGAUCUGGAGGUGGAAGUGGUGGAUAUGGUAGCAGAAGGUUUUAAAAUAAAACAGAAACGGCUACAGUUCUUAGCAGGAGAGAGAGCGAGGAGUUGUCAGGAAAGCUGCAGGUUACUUUGAGACAGUCGUCCCAAAUGCAUUAGAGGAACUGUAAAAAUCUGCCACAGAAGGAACGAUGAUCCAUAGUCAGAAAAGUUACUGCAGCUUAAACAGGAAACCCUUCUUGUUCAGGACUGUCAUAGCCACAGUUUGCAAAAAGUGCAGCUAUUGAUUAAUGCAAUGUAGUGUCAAUUAGAUGUACAUUCCUGAGGUCUUUUAUCUGUUGUAGCUUUGUCUUUUUCUUUUUCUUUUCAUUACAUCAGGUAUAUUGCCCUGUAAAUUGUGGUAGUGGUACCAGGAAUAAAAAAUUAAGGAAUUUUUAACUUUUCAAUAUUUGUGUAGUUCAGUUUUUCUACAUUUUAGUACAGAAACUUUAACAAAAUGCAGUUUCGAAGGUGUUUCCUUGUGAGUUAACACGUGAAGAAGAUCAUUGUUAAUUACUAUUUUGUAUGAAUUUUGCUAAAGUUAACUGUAAAGAAACACCUACUGACUUGCAAUUUAAGGGGAAUCUAUUCUCCCCAUUUCCAAAACAAUGAUGAAUGGGCGCUGACAUGUGGAGAGAAUAGAUAUUUGUAUGUUUGCAAUGUGUGUUUUAGAUAAUUAGAAUUGGGAAAUAAAAAAAUAGCAUAUUUGUGAAUUUAAUAGCAUUAAGAUUACCUUCAAAUGAAAAAGAUCUCAAAAGUUGCUGUUUGGUUUUUGUGCAUUUUCUUUCAAAGUGUAAUCAUGAUUUUAGUGUAUUAGAUUUAUUGAGUCCUAGCCAUGUUAAGAACAUCUCCAUUCCACAUUUACCUUGAUCCCGUUGAAACUGCUGCCAAUAGUUCGGGGUACAAAGUGUUCAUACUGCUCUUUACUCACCAAGGCUGGUAGAUGUAUGUCAUCUCCCAGUUUAACAUUACUUUCCCAUACAGACCCACAAAGUCUGCUGGGUCUGAGCAAACUGGUGGGUACCUGGUUUGCUUUUGCUUAUAAAGGUCUCAAGGCCCAUUGGUCUAGUCAUUUUCCUUGGUUAAGUGUCCCACACACACAGCUUUUCAGAGCAAAGGAAUAAAAGUCACUCAUUGAAACCCCUGACUGGCUGGCAUGCUUUCCUGUUUAUCCAUUUUGCUAGAUGAUGAAACAAAAUGAUAGUAAGGUGUUGUCCAAACAAAGCAGCAGAAGAUGUAGCACACACGGUUGCUCAGUGCAAGCACCUCACAGCCCCAAAUAUCUGAACUCAAAUUCGGAAUGUCUUAAAUCCCCAAAGAAGAACACAUGGUUAUUCUUUGUGUAUAUAUAUAUAUAUCUCUCAUUUUAAAACGUCGGGUGUGACAAUUUGUUUGGAGACCCUGUUUGAGAGGAGUUUCAGAUAAAAGGUCAUAUAUAAAAAUUGUCUACUGUUGCGCCAGCUAGUGCUGAACAAUUUCAUUCAAAUCCUGAGUAUGUGCCCUGCUGUUACUUCCUUUGGCAGUUGACCGUUGAAAUCAGAUUUUUACUUGGUUUUUAAAGUAUAAGCUAAACAAGCAAUAAAAGGGGGAAUGGGGCGUGCUAGUAUUUCAAUUUGCUCUCUUGUUGCUCUACUUCUGUGCCUCUGUGCAUUAUUAAUAUUUGGAUGCAUGCAGUGCUAGCAUGGAACUUUGGUCUUCACAAUUACUGCAGUUUUUCCAGAAAACACUCACACCAAUAAAUGUAACAGAACAUUCCAUUUGUUAAUGGGCAUAUGUGCAUAAGCAGUGUAGAAAAUAGGCUCAUGUUAGAAACUGGCUACAUCCUUCAUAACUAAAAGUGUGGUUAUAUGAAUGGACACUGUCAAUGUUCAUAGCUUAAACCUGGGUACCUGGUCAAAAUGCUUAGGAAACAUUAAAAUUGAGCUAAAUUGUCUCAAGUCCUUUUAUUCAUAUAAUAAAGAUUGAAGGGAUGGGGGGGAGGCUGACAUUUUCUGGUUUUGUUUGUGAAAUUGCUGGACACAACCUUGACAGUAUCCUUUAAUGUAAUGAGGUCAAUUGUAUUGUUAACCAUCUUUUUAUGUAUAAUAGUGAAAAAUUUACAGUAAGUUGGUGUUUACAACCUAUAAUCAGGUAAAAUCUGUAUGUGACCUGUUUAUAAGUUGUACUGAGUUAGUUUUUGUGAACUGUGGAAGAGUAAGCCAUGAGAGCGAUUUAACCAGCUUUAAAGGACAUAAGUUGUGCUUUUUAAGCACGGUGGAUCAAAGGAAAACCCACUAAGACAGGACUUCAGCAGCCAUUUGAGUAUGGACAAGUCAGCAUAAAUAAAGAAUGAGAAGGCAGCAGCAGCAAGAGCUUCAACAACAGAGAAGUGGAGGCAUAAGAUACUAUGAUGCUAGUGAGCAACUUCCCAAAAGCUAGUUAAAGCUGCUUAUUGCAACUGAAAUGUCGAAGAAAGUAGCAGGAAGGAGCUUCGCCUUUUGGAACAUCAAUGAGCUAGUUGCCACAGGCGCUAGGUCUAGCAUUUAGACCUGCAAGGAAGGGCAAUAAGCAUUAGGUAAGGCUUGAAUUUGAAUUUUUUCACUAAUUAAAUGAGUGCUUUUUUUGUAAAGCAAGGUAAGAGUAAUCUUUUUGAUUUGCAGGUGAAUGAGAACCCUACCUGCCUAACGAGGAAUGUCUUUCCCACACCUUAAAUACGAAGGUUUCUGGCUGGGUAAGGUUUGUAGCUCACAGUAAAAACCGAUGACACUGUUGGUUUCCCACAAGUCAAUGUCACAGUUGAGACACCCCUCAAGCUCAGUUUUGUUUUGGUGCCCAUUGAACAAAUUCUAAGACAUAGGCAGUUACAUUCUGCAAAGCCAUGGGUGUUUGUCAUAAGCUAGAUGUGCCUCUUCAUGUGUACAACUCAAUGUUCUAAGGUAAAGUCAUCCUUCAAUAAGGGGAAGUCAUGUUGGCUUUUCAAAAGUAAGUUUUUCAUGUAUGACUUUAAUAAGCUGUUCCCACCCUAAGAACUAGGAACUUUCACAGUUGUCAGAAUAAUUGUCUUCCUUAAAGCUCUAUAGCGUGUAAGUUUACUCUUGUGUGGACCAGUAGGGAUAGUCAAGUGUUUAGUCUUCUCCCCUAACCCAUCACAAACAGGGUCUCACUGUUGUCCUAGCCUGGAACUCAAUCCACCAGCCUUCUGUGUCUCCCAAGUGCUGGAGUUAAAAGGGUGGUGCCUGUAUGAUAACUCAAGUUCCUUUUUAAAAAAACAUCCAAAGAACAGUUGGGUUACUAUUCACAUAAUGUUGCUGGUUGUUCAUAAGGGCUAUUUCUGCUGCCCUGAAAGGGCUUAUUUGAAAAUUGCUUAAUUCAGGUUACUUCUUAAUAGAACAUUUUCAGGGGACAAAUCUGCAAAAUGUUUCCCACACAGGGAACAUCCCUGCAUCAACAAGUUUGCUUGGCAUUUAAGUCAGGACAAAGUUCACAGAAAUCAUAGUUACCAAUGAGGUAGCAAUCGUUCAAUGGUGGUUAACAGAUUGGAGAAAAUACAUUUGCUUAGGAGGCAUUUACAGUCCAUUUCCUUUCUGAAAUAAAGUUAUUUUACUAAUAUGGUUCCACUGUCAUUUCUGCAAAAACACUUUACAAUGGUAGAAGGGUAAGCAUAAAACAAAAGAGGCUGCCUCUGGUUUUGUUGGACCUGUGGGAUGCUGCUCCCAGUUUACAUGUCUGAAAGGUGUGUUCACAUUCGUGUAUAAAUUAGGGGACACAUGGUAAGAAAAAGUCCAUCUAGUAGGGGACUACAGAGAAAUGGGCUCGGUUUUUAAGGGUUCUGUUAAUGUCACAAUUUGAAACGCUCCUGACAAUAGUUCAGUAAUUGGCAUGGUAGCAAGCAUGCAGAUGUGCAAGGUGCUGUGAGGAUUGGUAGCCUGAGUAUUCAGUUUUAAACUUAACAUGUCUUCUAAUCUUUAUGACAGCAGAGGUGGUCUGUAAUUCAAUUGUUUUCAUUUGUAGCAUAAUGAAAUGUUACAGAAAGAUGACCUUUUCAUUAAAAUAUUUUUAGAAAUGUG